Scutellospora calospora is the source of this 121-nucleotide messenger RNA. NCBI's taxonomy places the organism in Eukaryota, Fungi, Glomeromycota, Glomeromycetes, Diversisporales, Gigasporaceae. The record is from the annotation of a GenBank genome assembly.
UUUUCAACGUUGUUCUUCUAUUAAAAAUUUGAUUUUUAUGUCAAUGUCAUAUCAAAUAAUAGAACUCUUAAUCCUAUGUCUUAGGAGCCUUUGUUUAGAUCAAGUGGUCAAUGAGCUGUAG